Punctularia strigosozonata HHB-11173 SS5 is the source of this 1083-nucleotide messenger RNA. RefSeq lists its product as uncharacterized. Bases 1 to 1083 code for a protein of 360 amino acids. The record is from RefSeq and is a predicted model, not a curated record. The transcript is spliced from 5 exons. Lineage: Eukaryota; Fungi; Basidiomycota; Agaricomycetes; Corticiales; Punctulariaceae.
AUGAUGUACGACGACGAGGUCGAUGUUGCUCUCCAAUACCUUCCGCGGCCACAGUUCUUCGUACAGACUCUCCCCCAAAAUCUCGAAGAUGGUAAACGAUUCAUCGAAGACCUGAAACAGCUUCGUAUCGUGGCCAUGACUCAGCCCAUGUUCGAGUUGCUGCCUUGCGACUUGAGCGUGGUAGAUAUCUGGGCUCAUCCCCAGAAGCUCGACCGCGAUGCAUCAUAUCGAUACCGCCCUCGCCCCUUUGAAGAUACACAGCUUGCUGCUGCAUCGCCCGGAAACACUGUCAUCACGCUCAAGAAACCCAUUCGCACCAAGGUCGACACGCACUCCCAGGUCUACAAAGGUGAUAUGCGCAUCGGUUCCGAAAAAUCGCGGGAGGUAUUCGUCAAGAUAUAUCAACAGAGUCUUCGUGGUCUGCCAGAGGAACGUUGCUUCGAUGACAACACCUGGCCCGUGCUGUGGCGACAUGCAGGGAGCAGCGCAGCUCUGGAAGCAUGGGCCUAUAACCAGCUGACGGUGCUCCAAGGGUCCAUGAUACCGUAUUCGUUUGGCUUCUAUAAGGUUGAAUUGCCACACAAGGAGGUGUCCAUCGUGCAUGUUCUGGAAUAUCUCGACGGAGCGACGCUGCGCGAGACCGAUCGCAUCACCAUCGAGAAACGUCUAGGCUGUAGUCUCCUACACGCUGCCGAAUAUAUAAUGCCCAGACUGUAUCGCAUGCAGAGAUUGGGCAUCAUACACGGCGAUCUUGAUAUGCGUAACAUCAUGUUACUGCGAUCAAUCGCUGUUGAAGACCCUCGGUCAGCACUCGUCAUAGUCGACUUCAACGAAGCUCAACCGUCAGGUGACGGCAACGACUUCAUGGACGCGCUCGAUUUGUUGGCCCUUCUUCGAGAGCUCGGUGUGCACAUUAACGACAUCGAAGGCUGGUAUCUGCGCCAUGCGAAUUCAAAUCCUCGUCCGGAAUGGCUAGCGAUGUUCGGAACCCGUUUGCGCGAUGACAUAUACUUCACGUUAUGGAUGAGGAGGAUGCGUAUAGAAGAAAAGGACUUGGAGAUUCACGCGCGGAUAAAAUCAUAA